AAAAACAAGCGCACUAACUUAAGCAUGCAUACAAAAUGCCAUGAUUGCAAAAAAUGAAUAGCCUAUAUUGUUGCUUAAAACCAUAUUUUAGAGCACACUAAUAGCAGGUAAAUCACCAUUAAUUGUCUUCUGAAACAUGGUUUUAAGCAACAAUAUAGGCUAUUCAUUUUUUGACAUUAAUAGCAGGUAAAUCACCAUCAAUUGUCUUCUGAAACACGUUUUUAAGCAACAGUAUAGGCUAUUCAUUUUUUUGCAAUCAUGGCAUUUUGCAUGCAUGCCUACUAAUACGCUUGUUUUUCAAAACGAAAAAAUUCAGUUUGUCAAAUGAUGCUUCCUGUCAAUAACACUCUCUCUCUAAGUUCAGCUUUAAAAAUGAAAUCGUAAACUGCUUGUGAAACCAUCAUCAAAAACACCUAUUUUAACAAACAAUCCGAAAGCCUUUCCACUCGUUGAAAAAACCCAAAAUUCAUGGAUCGAAAGGGCGUCAUUAUCGUCAAUGAAAAAGAACCCUGCACUGGGAAAGGCCUAAUAGAAACUGGCGGUGGACGAUCAACAAUCAGCUCAAGAACAUUCUUCAAUGGAGUCCGCUUCAGUAAAAUUCCAGCGGAAAAAAUUCAACUCCCUCGACAUCAGGCAAGGUAAUGUUCUCAAUUGACUCAGAAAAUACCUGUCUUUUCGAUAUCUAUACAGAGAACAUCGAGAUCUACUGCAAGAUUACAAAGAGAGUGCGACUCCUUAUAUAGGAGGAAGAAACACUAAAAGAGGAGUUGAAGCUGGUCAUGGCUGAAAGAUUGGCUAAAAUACUCAUGUUGACCUGGAAAAAGAAAUUAAAUAUUGUGAAAUUUAAUGACCUAAGAAAAUACUUUGGGUUACCCGAUGAUUAUGUUAUGAGAAUUGUUUCCAAGUAUCCGGAGCAUUUUACGGUUAGUGAUUAUAUUUACAAGAGAAACAGCUUAGAAAUUCAGCUGAUCUCUUGGAACCCUGGCUUGGCUCUUUCUGUUGUGGAGAGGAGCAGAGCAAAUGAUGCAGAAAACAGGUGGAGAAAAUUCUGUGAAGUGUCAAUUUUUGUCAGUCGAGAAAGCUGUCUAAUUUUUAAUAUUGAGUUUUUUUUAUUUUAUUUACAAGAAAAAUGGCAGAAGCUGGUGCCUAUGUUUAAGAAUAGGACAUCAGAGAGUGAUGAUAGUUUACAGGCGGAAAAAUUUCAUAAACUUCAGGAAAAUGCUCUCUCUGACAAUGUGGAAGCGGGCCUGCAUUGCGAAGCUGGCAAAGUGUCAGAGAGAGUUUCGGUUUCCAUGAAAUUCAUCAAAGUGUUGAUGAGGCAUCCUGGGAUUUUUUAUGUUUCAAACAAGAAUGAUAGCCAUACAAUAGUUCUCAGAGAUGGUUAUGUUGAAUCCGAGCUUGUGGACAUGGAUCCUUUGGUUGUGGCAAAGGAGAAGUUUGGGGAACUUAUGCAGGAAGGGUUGCAUGAGUUUAUUGAGAGGCGGAGGAAGGCGAAUUUCAAGAAGAGAACAGGAAAUAGACCUCUGUGGAAGAUGGAUAAUGAUUUCGGGAAGCUGGGAAGAGAGAUUUUUGAUAAUGAAGUAGAAGGGAAAGAAGAGAAGCAUCAGAAAGAAGCAAGAGAAAAAAUUCAGAAAGCAUGGUCUGGUCCUGAUGGAAGAUGAGUCCCACAGAUUGCUUGUUAACAAACUAUGCCACAAACUUAUCUCUACACUUCUUAUGAAUUCAGCCAUUUUGCAGGUUUGCUUCAAAUGCAUUUUGAGGACAAAUCCUCUUAUCAGAUGUGCAACAGCGAGACUUGAGCAGCGAGCUUUUAUCAUUUGCAAGAGUUGGGUGAUUCCUCAUGUGAUCAAUUGGAACCUUUGGUCACUGGGAACCAGUUUGUAUUGCCUGCUGGAGGAUGUCGAUGCAUGGCAGCAUGGGCUAGUUUCAGCUCAAAUUCUUGUCAUCUAAAAUCAAAUUAUAACCGUAGCAUGCAUAAGUAGUCUAUGGAGAGAUUCCUUACCUGGAGAUGAAUGAGUUGUCGACAGCCAAUAUCACUUACUCAUAUUUCUUCACAGGUAUACAUUUUGUGAUGAUACCAUUAUGAAGUUCAGAAAUUGUUAGAUUAGCUCCAAGUUGCUUUAGGUUGAAGCUUCUAAGAUGCUGUAAGUUUAGAACAUAAAAUUCUUCUGCUUUCUGCAGUUCAGAAUAGGCUUUAUUUAUUAAUAUUGUUAAGAGCUGUCUUUCUAAACCACAACUGUUAGAAUGUUGUAACUUAUAUUAUUUUGCUUUUGUACACAAUCUG
Cryptomeria japonica (Japanese cedar) is the source of this 2284-nucleotide messenger RNA. Its product is annotated as protein WHAT'S THIS FACTOR 1 homolog, chloroplastic. Bases 780 to 1661 code for a protein of 293 amino acids. The record is from RefSeq and is a predicted model, not a curated record. The transcript is spliced from 4 exons. Gene Ontology annotation, molecular function: RNA binding. Lineage: Eukaryota; Viridiplantae; Streptophyta; Pinopsida; Cupressales; Cupressaceae.